GAAAACCCUAACGUCCCGCGCCGCCCCGUAUAAAAGCUCCCGCCUUCUCCCCCGCCCGCCUUCGUUCCCAUCUCCACCCGAGCGCCGCCGUCGCCUCCACGCCUUCCCGCUCGCAUCCCCCCCCCCCCAAACCCUAACCCUCAACACAAUGGCCGGCGCGCCGGAGACCCUGGUGCUCGCUGGCGUGAUGCGCGGCCACAACGACGUGGUGACGGCGAUCGCCACGCCCAUCGACAACUCGCCCUUCAUCGUCUCCUCCUCCCGCGACAAGUCGGUGCUGGUCUGGGACCUCACCAACCCCGUGCCGGUCACCCAGGACAAUACCAACACCACCGAUUACGGCGUCCCCUUCCGCCGCCUCACCGGCCACUCCCACUUCAUUCAGGACGUCGUCCUCAGCUCCGACGGCCAGUUCGCGCUCUCCGGAUCCUGGGACGGCGAGCUCCGCCUCUGGGACCUCUCCACCGGCCUUACCACCCGCCGCUUCGUCGGCCACGAGAAGGACGUCCUCUCCGUCGCCUUCUCCGUCGACAACCGCCAGAUCGUCUCCGCCUCCCGCGACCGCACCAUCAAGCUCUGGAACACCCUCGGCGAGUGCAAGUACACCAUCGGUGGCGACCAAGGCGCCAGCGAGGGGCACACCGGCUGGGUCUCCUGCGUCCGCUUCUCUCCCAACACCUUCCAGCCGAUGAUUGUCUCAGGCUCCUGGGACCGCAGCGUCAAGGUGUGGAAUCUCACCAACUGCAAGCUCCGCAAAACUCUCAAUGGGCACGGCGGCUACGUCAACGCCGUCGCGGUGAGCCCAGACGGUUCGCUGUGCGCCUCCGGCGGGAAGGACGGCUGCACACUGCUGUGGGACUUGACUGAGGGCCAGAGGCUGUACUCGCUCGAUGCGGGCGCCAUCAUUCACUCCCUGUGCUUCUCGCCCAAUCGUUACUGGCUGUGCGCAGCCACACAGGACUCUAUCAAGAUCUGGGAUCUUGAAUCGAAGCACAUUGUUCAGGACCUUAAGCCUGAGGUCCCUAUCGCUAAGAACCAGAUGCUGUACUGCACUAGCUUGAGCUGGAGUGCUGAUGGAAGCACACUCUACGCCGGUUACACUGAUGGAACCAUCCGGAUCUUUAAGAUCUCAGGGUACAGCUACUCGGGCUAGAUGAUCGAACUUGUUUCAAAUAGUCUUGUCCUGGGAAAUGGCUGUGGUAUCUUAGUUUUUCUUUUUGACUGCUUGAAGGCAUAAUUUCUGCCCAAGUACUUCUGCUUAAUUUAGUCUCAAUGUCAGUAGCUUCAGUCAUGAUGAGAUCAUGGAUGCACCAAGUACUCCUGUUUCAUGAAUCAUGCAAUCGAUGGUGCUACAUGACCAAUUCAACUGGUGAUGCUCAUGCACUCCUGUUUUGCACCA
Messenger RNA from Phragmites australis (common reed), 1399 nucleotides. RefSeq names its product small ribosomal subunit protein RACK1z. Bases 149 to 1153 code for a protein of 334 amino acids. NCBI's taxonomy places the organism in Eukaryota, Viridiplantae, Streptophyta, Magnoliopsida, Poales, Poaceae. Gene Ontology annotation, molecular function: ribosome binding; translation regulator activity; protein kinase C binding. Gene Ontology annotation, biological process: positive regulation of protein phosphorylation; rescue of stalled cytosolic ribosome. The record is from RefSeq and is a predicted model, not a curated record. Gene Ontology annotation, cellular component: nucleus; cytosol. The transcript is spliced from 2 exons.